AUGGAAUCAUUAACUAUUGUCAUUAAAUUAGGCACUUCAUCUUUAGUAGAUGAGGUUACUUUGGAACCAAGGAUAGCUAAUAUGUCUCAUAUAGUUGAAACAGUGGUCAAAUUACGUAGACAAGGUCAUAAAAUUAUUAUUGUUUCAUCUGGUGCUAUUGCUUUUGGUAUGAAAGUAGUUGGAUUAAAUUCAAAACCAAAAGAAUUAACAAAAAUUCAAGCUUUAGCUUCAAUUGGUCAAAGUAGGUUAGUGGGAUUACUUGAUAAUUUAUUUAGACAAAUGAAUCAAUUGAUUGCACAAAUUUUAAUAACAAGAAAUGAUAUAAUGGAUUUUACACAAUAUAAAAAUGCUAAAAAUACAAUUAAUGAAUUAUUACAAAUGGGUGUUAUUCCAAUUGUUAAUGAAAAUGAUACAUUAUCAGUUUCAGAAAUCAAAUUUGGUGAUAAUGAUACAUUAAGUGCUAUAACUUCUGGUAUGAUUUAUGCUGAUUAUUUAUUUUUAAUGACUGAUGUUGAAUGUUUAUAUGAUGAUAAUCCUAGAACAAAUCCUGAUGCAAAACCAAUUAUAAUAGUUGAUAAAAUUGAUGAAUUACAAGUUAAAACUGAUGAUAUUGGUGCGGGUACAAAAGUUGGUACUGGUGGUAUGACUACAAAAUUAAUUGCAGCAGAAUUAGCUACAAAUGUUGGAACUACUACUAUUAUAACAUUACUGAGUAAACCUCAAAAUAUUUUAAAUAUUGUAAAUCAUAUACAAAGUGGUGAUGAUCCUAUAAAAGAUGUUGAAUUAGGUAAGAUACCAUUACAUACAAGAUUUUUAAGUUUAUCAUCAGAUGUUAAAAUUAAAUCAGAUAGAAGAUUUUGGUUAUUACAUGGGUUAAAAACAAAAGGGAAAUUAAUUAUAGAUCAAGGUUGUUAUAAAGCAUUAACUAGAAAAGAUAGGGCUGGUUUAUUACCAGCAGGAAUUAUUGAAGUUGUUGGUAAUUUUCAUGAACUGGAAUGUGUUUCAGUUGUUGUUAAAAAUGAAAAUGAAUUAAUAGAAGUUGGUCAUUGUAGAGUUAAUUAUUCAUCAAGUGAAAUCAAUUUAAUUAAAGGUCAUAAAUCAAAUGAAAUUGAAUCAAUAUUGGGUUUUGCUGAUUCUGAAUAUGUAGCUCAUAGAGAUAAUUUAGCGUUUCCACCAAAUAUAUAG
This is a messenger RNA of Insectozyma verbasci, 1185 nucleotides long. Lineage: Eukaryota; Fungi; Ascomycota; Pichiomycetes; Serinales; Debaryomycetaceae. The record is from the annotation of a GenBank genome assembly.